CAACCCUAACCCGAGUGAAUUCGACCCUAAGCCUUGUUGCAAAUCCACCACGCCCAUACCAACCCGCUCCAUCGCGAUCAAGAGUGUCGUCGCACCCGCACAAAACCAAGAGUAGCUCCAGUAAUGGCCAAGGUGUCGUCGGCGCGCCCGGCGUUGCGGCAAAGCGAAGACGAUGCACCCACAACAAGGGUGACGCGUUCCACGCGCUCCGAGAGUCGCGAGCCCGAUAAUGUUCCCCUUCGCCCUCGUUCUCGUCGUGGGACGGAUGAACAAAGUGAUGCUCCCGUACCCAAGAAACGGGCGGGCAGAAAGGCCAAGGCGGCGACGGGCUGAGGGAUUGCACUUCAUUCCUCACCACCUAUAUCAUUCAUGACGUGUGACCCGAUGCUGACUGCGUAUCUGCUAGAUCUAGAGCCUGUCAACGAGGAUGCAACCUUGGAAGCACAGCUUCAAGCAGGCAUCCAGGAGAUCGAUGAUGCCCGCGCUGCCGUCAUCGAGGCUGCCCGUGGCACUUCCGCCUUCUCACCCAACACCGUCAACACCACCUUCUCGCAAGAGGAGAUUGGAGGCCUAGACCCCGAUGUCAUGGCCGACCUCCUUCCCCGUCUCGCUGACGCCGCAAAUGACCUUUGCACCCAGCUGCUUCCCGCCGACCCCAACGCCCGCGCCGUCGUUCGCCAGGAGAUUCGCACCGAUGGCUCCAGGUACAACAAGAUAUACAACACUCGUCUCCGCACGUUUUCCGUCAACAAAGAGGGCUUCGGAAGCACCGAAUACAUCCAGCCCUCCAUCGUCCUGCGCGCUCUUCUCCGCGUUCAAAACAUGCAAGACGUCCCGGCUGGCUCGUGGCGCCCGGAUGCCAUCAUCCACAAGAUCAAUCUGGCCCCCAUGCUGCACACUGUUCUUGUUUUCAUCCCCAACAACGCCAAUGUCACCCCCGACCAACAACACGCCGUUUUGGGUCUGGACCAUGCCUUUGGCCCCGCUAUUGCUGGGCCUGGCUUCAAACAGCCCGCCUUUGACCUGUGUCUCCAGCUUCUCACCCAGCUGGCCCUCAUUCGCUUGGAUGCUUACAUCAAUUCGCCCGCGUUUGCCCCCCAACGACUGAUUGCGGAAACCUUCUACGAGUACAAUGAAAAGGGCGAGCCAAUCUUCCGGCACUACAAAGCCUUGGACAUGGGCGAGAUGGAUGACGACGAGCUUGAGGACUACAGCGUCGCCAUCACUACACUUGUUGAAGAUGACCUCGGCUCAGCUUUCGAUGUCCCUGGAAUUGAUGCUCUCACUGCGCUUGAAACCCUGCGGGAGAAAUACCCGUGGGAGGAAUUUGUCGAGGCUGUGGUGGAGUAUUAUGGUCACAGAAAGGCAGAGCUUGAUGCGCAAAUCGCAGCGGUGGGCGGUGUCGACCGAAUUGUCCUUGAGUUGGGAAGCGAGGUGGAACAGAGAGCAGCUGUCCGAGCGGCGGAGGCCAAACGUCAGACCCUCUCUCGACCUAACCGCACGCCGAAGAAGGGGUUCGGUGCAAGCGCCAUCCGAGCAUUGAAGGCGCGAGAGGCACGCCUGAGUGCAAACGCUGCACCAGUGGCGUCCACAGCACCUGUCGCCCCUGUCGCGCCCAUGCUCGGCUCCUCGGCUGGCUUCGCUGCGCAGCAUGCCGCCACGCAGAACGACGACACUUGGUUGCGGCCGGAGGAGGAUGACGUGGAGCCCGCUCAGCCUCAGCAGCCUCAGCAGCCUCAGCCGGCCGAGAGGGCGAGGUCGACUCUCAUGGCCCUGGAGAACAUGUCACAGCGCCAGAAAGGAGCCAAAGGCAAGGGCAGGUUCAUCGACCCGCAAGCCGGUGCAGUCCGCGUCUCCUUUGACGCCAGUCAAUCCCAGGCGGACCCGUCUCAUUCCCAAUACCCAGCAUCGUCCGUCCCGGAAACCGGCCCAUACUACCAACAAUCACAGUCUACUCCAGCGAAGCGAGCAUUCGCCAACAUAGACGAGGACGAGGAAGAGGAAGAAGAAUACGAGCCGACUCAGGACCAGGGAUUCGAAACCGACGCGCGGGAUGCCACCGCCGCAGACCAGAGGCGCAGACUGGCUCCACAGCAACGCGCCCCGGCACCAAGGGUCUCAGCCGCGAUCACCCUCGCUCCCCCGGGCCCUUCCAUGUCCAGCCCGUCGAGUACCUCCAAACGCCAACGCAAAAACCCGGGUAGUAUCAUCCCUCCCCUCGCCACGCCGUACGACCCCAACGAAGACCCCGAAAUCACGGAAAUGGAACAAUUGGAGCGCGCGAGAGUCGCCGCGCGCCACCACAGCGUCAUCUCGCGCUCGCAGAAGCCGCCUCAAGUCCGCACUCCGUGGACGGCGGCCGAGGAAAUGGCGCUCCAGUAUCUCAUCCGCGACUACGGCGAGACCAAGAUUGCGUACGCGGAGCUCAAGUCUCACGACUCGAAUCGGACGGGGGGGCCGCUGCUUGGGCGCCGCUCGGCGGAGGACAUGCGCUUCAAGGCGCGCAAUAUGAAGCAGAUGUAUUUGAAGGGCCGCCAGGCUCUCCCGCCCGGCUUCGACAAUAUCGUCCUGGACAAGAAGGCUAUCGACAAGCUGCACAGCAUGGGCAUCCCUUACGAGCAGGACCGCAUCCGUGGCGGGGCGGGGGUUGAUACGCAGUGAGAGGGUAGUGCUGGGUCGGUGACUUGUUGAAGGGCUUGCUCAGGUGGUUUUGGGAAGGAAAUUGAAGGGAAGGGAUACUGUUGCCCCAUGCACUAUACCCUUUCUUCUCAAUACUCGUUAUAAUCCACUUAUCCCCCUGCA
Messenger RNA from Neohortaea acidophila, 2802 nucleotides. RefSeq lists its product as uncharacterized. The record is from RefSeq and is a predicted model, not a curated record. The transcript is spliced from 3 exons. The coding region runs from base 370 to 2661 and encodes 763 amino acids. NCBI's taxonomy places the organism in Eukaryota, Fungi, Ascomycota, Dothideomycetes, Mycosphaerellales, Teratosphaeriaceae.